Lingula anatina is the source of this 5206-nucleotide messenger RNA. Its product is annotated as enhancer of mRNA-decapping protein 4. Gene Ontology annotation, molecular function: protein binding. The record is from RefSeq and is a predicted model, not a curated record. NCBI's taxonomy places the organism in Eukaryota, Metazoa, Brachiopoda, Lingulata, Lingulida, Lingulidae. Gene Ontology annotation, cellular component: P-body. Gene Ontology annotation, biological process: deadenylation-independent decapping of nuclear-transcribed mRNA.
UAAAUUAAAAAGAGCGUUGAAUGAUAAACUCAAACAUAAUCAAUGAAAAGAUUAUGUUAACCAAAAAUUCGCUUUAAGCAUAGGUUUCAAAGAAAUACAGAGAACAUAAGUUAUUAUGAGGUAAGUUUCCACUGGCAAAGAAAACAGAAAUAUUGCCUUCGGUUACUAAAACAAAAACUGGGUUAUGAGAUUACACGUGUAAGUGCUCACGGACGAUUGUCGUAAAAGCGGCAUUUCGUGCAUGCUGAAUUUGACAAGAUAUUAGGGUAGUUAUUAAAACAUUGGUUUAUGCAAGUGACAAGAAUAAAGCUAACGUAAUGGAAACCUCCAGUGGAAGUUCGUCCUUCAACACGACCGAGGCCAGCCAGCUUUUGAAGGACAUAUUGCAAGGAAACACAGGUGUUUCCAGCAUAUCAAGUUCUGUCACUGAUGGAGAUUUUGCCAGGUCUGCAAGGGAUAUCAGUGGAGAGUCAGGUGCCAGUUUUGCAGAUGCGGUGAAGGCACACCUGCCAAAACAGCAGAUAAUUUUACAAGGAAAUGACAGUGCCAAUAGUUUUAGUGUAUAUGGGAGAGAUGUUAGUAUCAUUGCCAGUCAGGCCAGUGGUGCCGCUGAGAGAGUUCCAGCCAGUAAUAAGGUGAAAAUCACCCCAAUGGUAAAUUUUGAAUGGGAGCCCAAAUACUACAUUGGGAACUUGGUUGCUAUACACAGGGAUGGGAUACACAUGUCAUAUGUUCUGACAGGGACAGGCAAAUCUGGUGGCUGUGUUCGGGUGAUCAACAGAAAGACUGCAGAACGAGCACUUUUAAAGGGUUUUACCGGACGUGUGAUGGACGUAGCAUUCGCACAUCACACACUCGUGAUCAUUGCGGCAGUAGACGAGAUGGGUAAUUUGUUUGUCCACCAGGCUGAUGACACAGAUGAUGGUAAAAUACUCACUGCCUGUCUCCUGCAUGUGGUGCGUCCUGCAGAGACGCCACCUAGUAGCUACCACAGAGUCAUCUGGUGUCCAUACAUCCCUGAUGAGGAGGAGGAACAGGGCACUGAGGACAUGCCAACCCAUGACGCAGGCAAACUGCUGGUGGUGACCCAUGAUGAGAAGGCUGAGUUAUGGAGUGUAGACAUGGUCAAUGGAGAGUAUGGUACUGGACCACACAGGGCUGAGGACAUAGAUAUAGGCUUUCUGGCCAUUGAGAACCACACUCGGCCCAUAGUGGAUGCUGCAUUUUCCCCGGAUGGCACUGCCCUGGCCACUGCCAGUCUUGAUGGACAGGUCAAGUUCUUUCAAGUUUACAUGCAAGACAAGGCAACACCAAGGUGCCUACAUGAGUGGAAACCACAUGAUGGGCUGCCUCUGUCUAGUUUGUUCUUCUUGGAUGACCACAAGAACCCCAAACCAGAGGUGCAGUUUUGGAAGUUUGCACUGACUGGAGCAAAUGACAACCGAGAACUGAAAAUCUGGAGCUGUGAGUCCUGGACCUGUCUGCAGACACUAAGAUUUGUGUCCCCACCAGACCUGCCCUCCAACUUCCAAGUGGAGCCAUCUUUGAAGGCAUGUCUGGAUCUCAGUGCUAACUACAUGGUACUGGCAGAUACCAAAAGAAAGGUAUUGAAUGUUCUCCAGCUGUACCAAGAUGCAGAGCAUGGUACGGCUCAUGUCAGCUCUGUCUCUGAGUUUCUGCUCACCCAGCCUUGCCUCAGUAUGGCCAUACUAGAGGCUGGCAGCAAGGUGGUGAAGAAGUCUAGCACACAAGAACAAAGUGGAGAAAUGAACUCUGGUAAUCUAGAUGAGGAUGAGGAUGACGAGGAUCAAGAGGCCAGAGAUGAGGAUGGCAUCAAGGGAUGUCUAGUGAGAUUAUAUACAGUGCAACACAGGGCUUUACAAGAACUACAAAUUCACUUUGAGUUGCAGACGUCUGUGCCCAACCUUCCAGCGCCAUCUAUUAGCUCAAUUUCCCAGGAUGGGACAGCCUUGCGUGAUGCUCUCACAGACAUAAGUAUGGAUACUGUGACAUCAUUAUCAGAUGUGGAGUAUAAAGCCAAAGAUGCUGCUGGCAACAACUCCCAGCCUUUGCUUCUCACACCCGAUGCCUUCACAUCUAGUCCUAGGAAAUCCAGUGAGAGCCUUCACAGUAGUAACACCAGCAGCAGUUUUACACACGUGUCAGCCCUUAACGAGGAACACGGGGCCUCAGUUAUGUCCCCCUCCAGCAGUGUGACAUUGACUCCAAAUUCCAGUCAUGUCCCCACCCCUACGACCCUCCCUCUCCCUCCUGUCACCCCAGGGGAAGAGAACCGCCUGACCACCACCCCCAAACACACCCCCCAGCAUACGCCAAAGCUUAACUUGAGUGCAGCUGAACAAGACCUGGAUGACUUCCUGGGUUCACCUACAUCAACAUCCUCGUCUAUCAAAGGAAACCAACCGCCAUCUUUUCAAAAUGGCGGCAUCAAGGUUGGCGAUAGAGGUGGAGGUCAGGGCGACAUGCUGGACGAACUAUUUGGGAGUCAGGGCACUAAGAGGCAACACCUACAGAGCAGCAGCUCAAGUACGACCAGCAUUGAGGUUGGCCAGAUCAUGGAUGCCAAGCCAAGUUAUGUGGUUGGAGAGACGGCACAGGAGGAGGAAGAAGAGGAAGAGGAGGAGGAGGGAGAAGAAGAGGAGGAAGAGGAAGAACAACAUAGUUAUGGGAUGAGGGUGUGGCCACAGGCUCCUAAAGUGACAGAUGAGGGUCAAGAAAAGGGUGAUGGAACUGAAGACCAAGAUGAAGAUGUGAAGAUAGAAGAAGAGACUGAAGAGCAUACUGGCAGGACAGAUUCCAGCAGCGAACGUGAAGAAAUAUCAUCCUCAUCAGAAAGUCCCAAGAAGAAAUCUCACAGACAUCCCAGCACCAGACAACGGACAUCCAGUUACUCUCCCACUAGUGCAAGGUCUCUGGAGGCUGGCUCUAUACCUCAGCUUCAAGAUACCAUGCAGAACAUCAUGAGUCUGUUACAAGACCAGAGACAGGAGCUGGCCAGUCUUAAGGCACAGCUUCACCAGCAGAGGGAGCACAAUGCACUGAUGGAGGGGGUGCUUGGAAACCGCCUGGAGACCGCACUGGAACAGUAUGGUCACUCACAGGAUUUGAGAUUAAGGGAGGCAUUAAGUAGCACUCACUCCGCCAGACAACAUGACAGCCACCAGGUGGUCAACACAUUGUCCGAGGCUCUGGUCAAUAAGGUUAUUGCCAGUCUGGACACAGCAGUCAAGACAGAGAUCAAAAAUUCUGUAGUGCCAACUAUCCAAAGAAUGAUUCACCCAUUACAAGAGCACCUUCACAGGGAGAUGGCUCAGAAACUCACUGCAACAGACUCUGUGAUGAAAGAUAAUAUUGGCAAGAUGGUCAGGUCAAAGCAAACGGUAGAAGCUAUAGGGCAGGCAGCAGGACAGGCAGUGUCAGGCACAGUGAUCUCAGCAUAUAGGGAAACGUUUCAGAACACCAUAUUGCCAGGGUUUGAACGUUCUUGUCAGCACAUGACAGGACAGUUGAAUGAAGCUUUUCAUAAAGGAACGCAAGAAUAUGUCCAGCAGCUUCAGUCCCAGAUGGACUCGGUCAAUCAGCGCCAAAAUGAGACAAAGGACUACGUCCGCAGUCAGCUCCAGGCGGCCAUGGAACAGUUCAAGUCCAGUACCCAGAGUGUCCAGCAGAGACUGGUGACCAGUGUCCAGACUGAGGUGAACAAGCACCUGCAGCAGACUAUGUCAGGUUUGGAGGAGGCCAUGAUCACACGCCUCAAAUCAACUAUCCGAGAUGAGGUCUCAGACGCCUUACGUGAUCAACAAGAGCGAUUAAAUGAGAGCAUCGCACAAGCCAUGCGCUCUACAGCAGCUACCCCUGUGCCUGGUUUUGUGGACCCUCAGCAACAGCAAGCAGCAAUUCACCACUUACUGAAGCAGGGGCAGUUAAAUAAUGCUUUUCAGCAGGCCUUAUCAGCAUCUGAUCUGAGUCUUGUGAUGUAUGUCUGUGAGACGGUGAACCCGUCACAGGUCUUCAACCAGACGCCAUGUCCACUCCAGCAGCCAGUCCUCCUCUCUCUCAUACAGCAGCUGUCUGCAGACUUGGGCAAUAACACAGAACUCAAACACAAAUACUUAGAAGAGGCAGUGAUGAACCUGGAGCCUACUAAUUCUCUGACCAGGGAACAUAUGCCAGCAGUCCUGAACAAUCUGGUGCAAAAACUCCUUGAAUAUAUAAAUGCGAACCCCACAGAUAGGAUGACUCGGCAACUUAGAAUGUUGUUAAUGGCCUCACAGUCUUUACUGAAAUGAACAGUUCAGGACCGUACUUGAUUUAUAUUUUGUAUUUUUGUUUUAUAUUAAGUUGAGUGGCAGUAGUUUUAUUUUUAUGAAACAAUCAAAGAUUUGAUUAUUAUAACUUGUCAUUGCCAAGGACACUAAAGUUUCUAGUGGUUAAGAACUUAACAGCAGUAUGUGAGUCAUAAAAACUGGAAUAGGCACAGAAUUUGAUACCUGGCUUCAUCUACUUUCAACAGUAUUAGAAACUGGUUGUAGUAGCUCAUAUGUUAAACUCAUUUGUAUCACUACAUCCAUUUUAUAGGCAUGAAAGGAUUUCACCUUGAUAUUCAUUGCCAAGAUCCUUCUGUGUAUCAGUGGAAAUAUGGAUUAUGGCUAUAUUUUAUACAGUCGAGAGCCCAUUUAAACCAGUGGAAAUGAGAACUGGUUAUCAUUUUAUAUAUUUUUUAAAUGCUACCAUUGCAAAUGGAUGGAAGUUUAUGAAAACUGCUUUAUUAAAACAACAAAAACAACAGGAUUAUUACUUUGUAUUUCAAAACAUGAUAAAUUAAUUGCAGUUGUUUGCAGAAAGUUAUUCAUCAAUCAGUUUUUUGAGGUGAAAUUCCAUUCCUUGCGUAUCUUUUGUUUUCCAUUCUUGCUUUAUAAUAUGGCAAAUACCUACUAUACCCUCCAAAAAUCUUCGUGAAAUCCAUAGAAUAUUGAAAGAAUAUGGCACAAAAGACUUUAACAAAACUCUUAAUAUUUGGUAUUUUUUCUAUCAAGCUUGAGUAUUUUUCAGUGCCACAUUGCAUAUGUACAGUGUUUUAUAUACUCCUGACUGUACAUUGAUAUAAACGCGAUAGCACCACUAAAACCCAGUGAACAAAAUGUAAAUCUUAGUUUUUUUAUUGUAUUAAAUAAGGUAAAGUAAA